This is a messenger RNA of Mercenaria mercenaria, 3624 nucleotides long. RefSeq lists its product as uncharacterized. The coding region runs from base 49 to 1299 and encodes 416 amino acids. NCBI's taxonomy places the organism in Eukaryota, Metazoa, Mollusca, Bivalvia, Venerida, Veneridae. The transcript is spliced from 3 exons. The record is from RefSeq and is a predicted model, not a curated record.
CAUUCGUACGCCAUUUGUAUCCAGAAAGUUUGUUGCCACCAAACGCUGAUGGAAAAGCCACAUUCAGAUCCAGCUCAGUACUUGAAGGAUUUCUUAUUUAAAGAGAAAAACCAGGGACUAUUAUCCCUGUUGAGGAAAGUGAGGGACGAGAUUGGAGGUGGCCUUGCACGAUCAAAUGUUUUCUUCGUUCGUGUGAAAGCAUCAAAUGCCAAUUCUCGUGUUUGUUUCAGAAAAGCUACAAUUGAUGCUGAAGUACAUCGAAAUAAUUCUAAUUUAAAGAUCAUCGCACCAUUUGCUAUAUUUUUUAUACGUGGCUAUGCCACACUGGCAGGGUUUUUGGACGAAAGGAAUCCGACUGCACCACAGAAUGUAGCCGAAUGUCAGGCCCUUCAGGAUUUGUUGCAGUUUCUUCUUGCAAACAUCAGUGAGCAGUCAGUUCUUACAGAGAAUAUAAAGGCUAAAAGUGCGGGAGAAUUGGAGGCAGCAUUAGCAGUUAGAGUUGCACAGCAUUUAUUUGUACCCCUAGCACCACAUAAAACCUUUAGGAUUGAUUCCUAUCCUGGCCUGGAAUUGACAGGAUGUUGUUCAGGUGAACAUCCAAUGAAUGGGGAUAGGGGAGAUACAUCCUUUGGUUGCCGCAAGGGCUGGCAUGGCCGUGCUGAUAUCUUAAUAGGUGAUGAAAUACCAGUAACUGUUGUAGAAACAGGAGGAGAUGUAGGAGAUCCAGGAGGAGAUGUAGGGGAUCGCGAUUGUGUUUCUUUGUGUUCAGAUUCAUCAGCUGAAAUAAAAAAAGGUGAAAAUUUCACGCCAAGUAGCUUAUCACAAAUAACAGCACAGACAAUAGUUUAUUCAUUUAUACAAAAAGGGAAGAACCCAGAAUCAGUUAAUUCAGUGGUUCCUGGAAUAGGGAUUUGUUCAAAGAAGUUGAUUAUAAGUAUGUAUGAUUGUGUAGAUGAUAUUCUAGUAUCGACUGGACCUAUUGAUCUUCAUGCGCAACUUGGUAGCUACUGUAAUUUGAACCUUAGAGCUAUCAUAAUACUCUGGUUAGCAUUAAACCAUGAUUUGUUUGGUAAUAAAACUCCGAAGCAAUAUACAAAAUAUACUGCUGACUUUCACAAAGUGCUGAGUCCAGGACAGCUUGAGGCAUAUAUGAAUGAAUCAGAGCAGCCUUUCAAUGAACGGUUAGAUGAGAAUUAUCCUGAUAAGUAUUUUAACGACUUGAGUGAGGAGGCUUCUUGUUAUUUUGAUGAUAUACUUCAACAUAUGACAUCAACAUUUCCAUCUGUUUCCCUGAAAUAGUUACAGUUGUGUAACCUUUCCUAAAGGUAGUCAAUUGACUUUGAAUCUAUAAUUAUGAUUAUGUUUCCUUCCCAAGAUCUGAGCUGGGAUGACUUACAGUUUGUUAUUUCACUUAUUUAAGCUACUGGUAUCUUGUAUGCAGACUAGCCUUUGGUUUGUUUCACAUGCACAUUUUCUACAAAAUCAAUAGGCUGGGGAAUCUCACAAUUCUGUGUUCAAGCACACUGUAAACUGUGUUUUAAACAAGUGAAAUAAAUCACAAAUUCAUUAUUCUACUUAGGUAGAAUUCUGAUAUUUCUGCUAACCUGAAGAGUGUUAACAUAUGCAUCAGAUGAUGUGACUUUAAGUUUAACCAAAUGUGUUGCAAAUGUGUUGCAUACAUCAGCAAAGAGACUAAGCAGGAUUUUCAGUGGUUCACCUAUCCAUAGGGGAUCACUUUCCCUGAAAAAGGAUUUCAUUUUCAAUGUCUGUUUUCAUUAUUGAGGAGCCAUCGGCUUAGUUCUCCAAUUUGUUCAAACCAUCUGUGUCCAGUAUGAUAACUGAUAAGUCUAUGGAAGGACAAAUCUGUCUAACCCCACAAUACAGCUCAUUAUUCUAUAUCUAUUUUAUUUAUCCAAUCGUGAAUGUUUAUUUGCAACACGUGACCGUAAAUAUAUUACCGUAUUGGACGCACGUGCGUACCAAAAACCUGUAUUUUUAGCUCAAGGUGAGCUUUUGUGAUCGCCCUGUGUCCAUCGUCCGUCGUCAACAAUUUGACUGUUAACACUCUAGAGGUCACAAUUUUGGCCCAAUCUUAAUGAAGCUUGUUCAGAAUGUUACCCUCAAUAAAAUCUUGGACGAGUUCGAUAUUGGGUCAUCUGGGAUCAAAAACUAGGUCACCAGGUCAAAUCAAAGGAAAAGCUUGUUAACACUCUAGAGGUCACAAUUUUGGUCCAAUCUUAAUUAAACUUGGUCAGAAUGUUACUCUCGAUAAAAUCUUGGACGAGUUCGAUAUUAGGUCAUCUGGGGUCAAAAACUAGGUCACAAGGUCAAAUCUAAGGAAAAGCUUGUUAACACUCUAGAGGCUACAUUUAUGACUGUAUCUUCAUGAAACUUGGUCAGAAUGUUGACCUUGGUGAUCUUUAGGUCAGGUUCGAAUCUGGGUCAUGUUGGGUCAAAAACUAGGUCACCAGAUCAAAUCAAAGGAAAAGCUUGUUAACACUCUAGAGGCCACAUUUUUGACUGUAUCUUCAUGAAGCUUGGUAAGAAUGUUAAUCUUGAAGAUCUUUAGGUCUGGGUCAGGUGGGGUAAAAAACUAGGUCACCAGGUCAAAUCAAAGGUAAAGCUUGUUAACACUCUAGAGACCUAAUUUUAAGUUUGAAACCCAUGGGAAUUGAUCAGAAUGUUCGUCUUGAUGACCUCUAGGUCAGGUUCGAAUCUGGGUCAUGUGGGGUCAAAAACUAGGUUACCAGGUCAAAUCAAAGGUAAAGCUUGUUAACAAUCUAGAGGUCGAAUUUAUGACUGUAUCUUCAUGAAACUUGGUCAGAAUGUUAAUCUUGAUGAUCGUUAGGCCAAAUUGGAACCUGGGUCAUGUUGGGUCAAAAACUAGGUAACCAGGUCAAAUCAAAGGAAAAGCUAGUGAACACUCUAGAAACCACAUUUAUGACCAUUUCUUUAUGAAACUUGGUCAGAAUGUUAAUCUUAAUGAUUUUAAGGUUAAGAUCCAAUCUGGGUCAGAUGGGGUCAAAAACUAGGACGCCAGGUCAAAUCAAAAGUAAAGCUUGUUAACAAUCUAGAGGCCACAUUUAUGACUAUAUCUUCAUGAAACUUGGUCAGAAUGUUAAUCUUGAUGAUCUUUAGGUCAAGUUUGAAUCUGGGUCAUGUGGGGUCAAAAACUGGAUCGCUAGGUCAAAGUAAAGGAAAAUCUAGUUAACACUCUAGAGGCCACAUGUAUGACCAUAUCUUAAUGAAACUUGGUCAGAAUGUUAAUCUUGAUGAUCUUUAGGUCAGUAGGUCAGGUGAGCGAUACAGGGCCUUCAUGGCCCUCUUGUUUCCGUAUUUGGACGGUUCAACAGUCCCAUGUUAAACAUACGAUAAAGGCCAAAAGGCGUGAACAUUUUCCAAAUGUGAAGCGGGUGAUGUAGGCACUCUAUGUACACAGUUUAAUUAUGCGUCUUGAAAUCAGAAAAGGUAGAAAUACAAUAUUCAGUGAAUCAUUUUUAAUUUUAACUGAAAUAAAAUAGAUAUAGAAUAAAAAGGUUAUUUAACAUUGUACUGUACAAUAUGAGAUAUAUUUGGACUCAUACCCAGCCUAGCGGCUUGUCCAAUAUGGUUUUCUCAGCUGGG